This is a messenger RNA of Naegleria fowleri, 1605 nucleotides long. RefSeq lists its product as uncharacterized. Bases 1 to 1605 code for a protein of 534 amino acids. NCBI's taxonomy places the organism in Eukaryota, Heterolobosea, Eutetramitea, Acrasida, Naegleriidae. The record is from RefSeq and is a predicted model, not a curated record. The transcript has a single exon.
AUGUCAAAAGUGAUCCCCAGAGCGAGAAUCAUCAAACCAUCGUCCAGCUCUCCAACGACCAACCCAACAACAUCAACAACCAAUGCCUCUCCUCCUCCAUCUGCUAUACCACCAACAACAUCAACAACCAAUGCCUCUCCUCCUCCUCUUUCAAAUCAAAUCGAGACAACCAAUAUUGGUUUCACUACCAACGUCGGACAAGUGAACUCGUCUCCACAACCCAACCAUUACAGUGGUUCAACAUCAACUACUACAACAACAACCACAUCAUCGACACCUGAAAAACGUGGAAAUCUCACUACGACUUCACGUAUCAAAACUGUUGCUGCUUCUCAACAACAACCACCCAAAGAUAUCUCUCCAUUUGAUGACCAUUCUGAUUUACAAUAUCUCUAUUCAUCAGCUGGUAUUUCUCUUUCAAAAGAACAACAAGUAAAAUUCGACCGAUAUUCAAAGAGAAUGGUGUUGACAAGAACAUUAGAACAAUUUAGAUUAAUCGCCUUCGUUAAACAAAUAUUUACCAAUUACGUGAACCCAGUCACACUUUGUAUUAUAUACCAUCGACAAAAUUUUGGCGAAAACGUUAUGGCUUUGUUUGAUGACAGCGACAUGUUAACAGAUUUGUAUCCGUUGACAAGUGACAAGGCCUCAGUCACCAUAUGUCUAAAUCCAAUCACAUUUACAGAUCUAUGCUUAAAAAUCGAUUGCCAUGACGAAAAAGGUUCAAACACAUUUUAUUUCCAAUGUGAAGGUGAAAUGCAGUUGUUAUCAAUCAUGUCAGCGUUCCAAAAAGCUUUACUUUACAAUGGACAAGAUGCCAAAUACAACAAACCAUCCUUCCACUCACUUGUAUCAAAAUAUUCACACAAAAAACCAAAAAACCCACAAAAGACACCCAUUCCUUUUUCAUGGUGUGAAAAAUAUGUCGCGAGAUACUCAAGUAAUGAAGAUUUGAAUUUGAGAAAGACCACCAAAAAUCCCUUGCUUAACAAAAUAUUACUUGGAGACGAUUCAUCGAGUGACUCUUCAUCUCUUUCUUCAUCACCAUAUGGAUCUUUGAGAUUUGUGAGUUCAAGUAGAAGAAGAUUUGAAGACCAAGAGGACGACGGUGGAUUGGCAAGUCGUCACAUUGUCAACUCUGAUGAUGAACGUAGUGAGGAAAUUGUUCCUCGCUUCGACGACGACGACAAGUACUUCACAAAGAGAGAACCAGUAAGUCCGACACUUCAAACCAAUAAUUGGUCACAAAAACAAAUUGUGGCCGAAACAAGAACUUCUCCUUCGACCACUUCAUCAUCCACACGUGUGCAAUCUCCAACGAAACAACCAACAUACACACAACAAGAAGAAGACAAUGACGGUGACGACGAUUCAAAGAUUUCACAUUUCUCCUUUGCAAAUGUUGCAACAAGCAGAUCUGGAAAGACUGAUCAAUCAUCAUCACCUUCUCCCUCACUUAUUCCAAACGAAGACCAUGGUGCCGUUACAAACUCACCUACAAGCACAGCCAUACCAGCAGCUGGUAAAAAAGUCAUUAAGCGAAUGGUUAAAAGAGUGCCAGCCAGGAGUGGUAGUGGUGAUGGUGGCAACACAACCACCGAAUAA